This is a messenger RNA of Amaranthus tricolor (Joseph's coat), 4881 nucleotides long. RefSeq names its product disease resistance protein At4g27190-like. The transcript is spliced from 3 exons. The coding region runs from base 250 to 4704 and encodes 1484 amino acids. NCBI's taxonomy places the organism in Eukaryota, Viridiplantae, Streptophyta, Magnoliopsida, Caryophyllales, Amaranthaceae. Gene Ontology annotation, biological process: protein phosphorylation. Gene Ontology annotation, molecular function: protein kinase activity; ATP binding; protein binding. The record is from RefSeq and is a predicted model, not a curated record.
UGUCAUGUCUCGAGCCUCCUUCCUCAUCGACCAUCGCUCAUUAAGUAGUCAAUCAUCAUCGGCUUUUCUGUCCACGAUCUUGCCGCUUGCCCUAGUUUAUGGUGGAUCCUUUUCUUCUAUGUCCAUACAACUUUCAGAUCUGUUAUUUAGAUGAAAAUUAUUUAAAUUUGGGACAGCCUAUCAUCAUUGAACUCCUUAAAUAGUCUCAAUUAGAUCUGGACAGUGGUUAAACCGAAGUGAUAAUCAGCUAUGACUCGUAAUUGGUUUGAUGAUUUGAAGGGUGCUGCUAGUUGUGGGGGUUAUAAAUUGAAGUUGGUGCGUGAUAAAAAAGAAAUCAAAGACACACUUGUGAAAAAUGCAAGAAUAUUUUCAUUGGAAGAGUUGCGAAAGGCAACAAAUCACUUCAGCACAAACUUAGGCAUGGGUGGGUAUUCAUCCUCAUACAGGGGCACGUUAGAAAAUGGAUUGGAGGUGACAAUUAAGGCUCUAAGACAUAGGGAGAAGGGUCGAAAUCAGAAACAGGAUUUAUAUUUAACAUCAUGGGUUGAUAAGAUGUCCACAAUUAGGCAUCGAAAUAUAGCUCAAUAUAUUGGAUGUUGUCUUGAGGGUGAUCAUUGGUUCAUCGUUUACGAGUUUCUUGGAGGUUAUAGGCUUGAACAAUUUUUGUUCACUAGAGAUGAUGGGACAAAACUAUUUCAGUUAAGCUGGCCUACGAGAGCUUCCAUAUGCAUUGGCAUUGCUCGUGGUCUUGAAUAUCUUCAUGAGGGUAUUAGUCCCUCUGUUGUACAUUGUAACAUCAAUCCUAGUAACAUAAUUAUUGACCAUAACUUCAAUCCAAAAAUUGUAGAUUUUGAGAUAGAGAAGUUGUUUGACGAUGAUGUACGGUAUUACUAUGAUACUAUCACUAAAGUAGAUACUAUCGGUAAAACAUUAGACUACUUAGAUCCCGAUUAUGUAACUACAGGAAAAUACUCAGAGAAGGGAGAUGUUUAUGGUUUUGGGCUUCUUCUCCUUGAAGUCAUCACUGGCAGAAAAUUUCAUGAGGUUUUGAGAGAUGACAAUGGAGUAACGGUGAUGAAGUCGGUUUGGGAACGUCGAGAGCCUGACAGGGUUCUAAAGAUGGUUGACCAUACUUUAUCUGACUUUCCAGAAGAUGAAGUGAAGCGAUUCGUUGAUGUUGCUCUGGCUUGCAUCCAAUUCCCUUCUAACAAUCGACCAAGUAUGUCUGAAGUUUUGUGUAUGCUCUUGGGGCCAUAUGAGUUCGAUAAUAAGGUACUGAGGAAUCCAGAGCAUCCUUUUUGGUCCAGCAAUCAUAAUGAAGUUGAUUUUCCUAGUGAAGGCAAAGCGGAGAUAAGUUUGGCUAGCAGUGAUGCAAUUCCUCAAAUCCCUGUAUCAAGUAGGAACAAGGAACUAUUGGAAGAAAGUAAUGAAUUACCGAAUAAGGCUACCCGUGGUUUUGAAAAAGAAAUUGAGAGUGAUUUGGAUACAUGUUCGAGGGCAUCAGAGUUAAUGGAGAUUUCACGUGUUCUAGAAACAGAACUAUACCGUUCGAUUGAGGAAAACAUCUCUAAACCUUCUGUAUCAAGACCAAGACUAACUGGUAAAAAUGUAGUAAAAGCUGAGCUUGUUAGGCGCUUAUCUCUAAGUACUAGUAUUGACAUCCCUUCAUCUCUCUGUACUGAUAUUCAUGUCGAUGAAGAAAUAGUUGAGGCUGUAAAAUUAACACAGAUGUCACAUGAUGUAGAAGCUGAACUUCAAAUGAGUGAACCUUCGCAAUCGGGGUGUUUGUUUGAUCGGACUGCAGUGGAUCCUGAUGAGCAAACUACAUCUGUAGCUUUUGAAAUAAUUGAUACAGAUUUCUUAACACAGCCGUCACAUGAUGUAGAAGUUGAACUACAAAUAAGUGAACCUCCUCAAUCUGAGAUUUUGUUUGAUCAGAUUGCAGUGGAUCCUGAUGUGCAAACUACAUCUGCAGCUUUUGGCAUUUUUAACCAGAAUGAAGAAGUCCACAGCAUUUCAUGUCAGGCAGGAAGUGGUAAUAUGAACGAGGUUCUUGCAAGACCUGUCCAAUGUACUGUCGAGAAAAUUGUGGAAGCUUUCAAGGAUCCUCAUCACAGAAGAAUCGGUCUCUACGGAAGAGGGGGUAGUGGUAAGACCACUGUCCUGAAAAACUUGUCCCAACAUGCUGCUGCCAAGGAGUUCUUUGACCAGCUUGUUUUUGUGACUGUCCCUAAAUUUGCAUAUCAGAAACAUGUGAGAGAUGAGAUUGCACAACAGUUGUCAUUGAAUGUACAAGUUGGAUCCUGCACAGAAGAUGAAAUUUGCAGUCUUAUACAUCAGGCCCUGAUAGACAGAAAACUUCUGUUACUUUUGGAUGAUGUUCAAGAAUCAAUUAACCUGCAUGAAAUUGGAGUUCCAAAUCCUGGACCAGAAGGAAAUUAUUGGGUGGUGUUGGCUACUAGGUGUUUAGAUGUUUGCCAUAGCUUGGCUGAUAGGGAGAUUGAAAUGGAGGUUCUCUCUGAUGCGGAGGCUUGGACAUUAUUCAGCAAUCAAGUGGAACAUACAAUUCAUUCUCCGGAUAUUGAACCAUAUGCUCGAGCUAUUAUCCAGGAAUGCUAUGGUUCACCAGUGAUAAUUUUGGCCAUUGGAAGUGCCUUAAGAGCAGAACGUAGUGUUGAAGAGUGGAAGCUUGCACUGAGAAAGAUUCAGUUUGAUGAUACAGCCAACAAGAAUGUACGAAAUCUUUUUAGUCAACAUGUAAAUUACUGUUAUGAUAGAUUGAAAGAUCGUGAUCUGAAGACUUGCUUCCUGUACACUGCAUUGUUUCAACAGGACAAAGAAAUUGAGAUCUCUGUGCUGUUGGAGUGCUUUGUUGGUGAAGGCUUAGUUGGUGGGACGACAGUAGCUGCUUAUGAUAGGGGAUAUGAUAUUAUUCGACAUCUUGCAAAUGCGUCUUUGAUAGAGAUUAAUGACAAUGGUCUUGUGGUUAAAAUGCAUAACGUAGUGAAGGAUUCAGCAUUAGAAAUUCUUUUGUCAGACAUUGAAGGUUAUCGAGUUUUGGCAAGAUUACCAGAAUCAGAACUAGAUGAAGAUCAAUUCUUUCAAAAAAGUAUCCAGUUUCCAUGCAUUCACAAAUACUUUACUAGAGCUGGUGCUAAUUUGAAGGAACCCCCAUCAACGGAAGAAUGGGAGCAAGCCACUAUGAUCUUCUUAAUGGAUAAUAAGUUGUCAAGUCUCCCAAGUAAGCUAAGCUGUUCCAAUUUAGUAGCUCUGCUCCUCCAAAGAAAUUGCAGCUUAAGGGCGAUCCCAUCAUCAUUUUUUGACAGCAUGUCCACUCUAAGAGUUCUGAAUCUCUCCAGAACCAGAAUCAAGUCUUUGCCUGAUUCAUUUUCUAAGCUCAAAAGCCUCCAAAUUUUGCUUCUGCGUGAUUGUGAGCGCUUGUUUGUUCUUCCUCCUUCUAUUGGGCUUCUCAAACUUCUUGAAGUGCUUGAUCUUCAAGGUACUGAGGUUACCCAUUUGCCCGACAGUUUUGAUGGAUUAGCAAGCCUGAAGCAGUUGAGAAUAUCAUUUUACGGAUCCAUGAAUCACUCUGAAUACAAGAAGCUACCAUCAAAGCUGGUGACAGAUGGAAUAUUUUCGAGCCUUAAACUUAGAGAACUUGGCAUGUUUGUAUAUCCUGGAGAUCGACGUUGGACAUUGAAUGCUUCAGGUAUCACCAAAGAGAUCAGUAGCUUAAAGCUGUCUCUGCUCUAUUUUUGCUUUCCUAAUGUAGAUGAUCUCGAGUAUUUUGUGCAUGCAAGCCAAUCCUGGAAAGACAGAGGAUUGAGUAAAUUCAAGUUUAUUGUCGGGCAUGACUUCAAGCGCAUUGUACCUUUGGUUUCAAAUGAAGUGGAACUCUUCCAUAACGAAAGUCAGCAAUGUUUGAGAUUCGUUAAUGGGGAAAGCAUACCUCCUUCUUUGGUAGAGGUACUAACACGAGCUACAUCUUUUUACUUAGACCAUCAUCUCAGCAUCUGCUAUCUAUCUCAAUUUGGGAUUGAAUGCUUUAAUGACUUGAAGAUCUGCAUAAUACAAGAUUGUCCAGAGCUCGAAGGAAUUUUAGACUGUUGGGAACAAGGAAGAGAAUUUCUUCCUCAGGUCGAGUAUCUGAGCAUCAGUCACUUGUGGAAUUUGGAGGGUAUUUGGGGUUCUCGCGUUAAAACUGGAAGUUUUGCAAGGCUAAAAAUUUUAUCAGUGCAUGCAUGUCCAAAAUUGAGGUAUGUUCUUACAUGUUCUAUGAUUGAGAUUCUAUCUUGUUUGAAUGAGUUGGUAAUUGAAGAUUGUGCAUCCUUAAAAUACGUUGUUAUUAAACAUGAGGAUGUUAAGGAGAUUAUAGGCGAUACACGAAAUGAAGUUAUACAUGAGAGAAAGCCAGAUAAGUCGAUUGCGUGUGGGCAUCCUGUGCUACGUAACUUAAAAAAAUUGAAACUUCAUUAUCUACCAGAAAUGUGCGAAAUAUGGCGAGUUCGGUGGCCUCCAUUGGAAUACAUGAGUUUUUAUGAUUGUCCUAAACUCAGAAACCUUCAUAUGGAAGGAGAUGAUGGUAUGAAUAUCAAAGAAAUAGUAGCAGACAUUGCUUGGUGGGAUUCUUUGGAGUGGGAAGAACCUGUUUUGUCUAGCAGACUUAAGAAGUGUGUCACUCAAAUUCAAAAUGAUGAUCUGUAAAUUCUGCAAAUGUAAAAUAAUUAUAAUGAUUUUGUUAAUUCAAUAUUUUCAACAAUCCAAGAUAUUCACAGCAUUUUUAUAUAUUUACUGUAAAUGGAACCUUGUUAUUUUCUGUUUCCUAACUGUAAAAUUCACAAUAACAUUAUUCUUUCUGCAGUCUAGUCAAACUCUUGAAUA